AGAGACAACGGAGGCCGAGUGCGAGCGGGGAGUGCGAGCUGGGAGGAGAGGUCGGCUAGCGCGAGGCGCCUGCGCGAUGUCGGGGCCCCCGAGCCACCCGCGCUGAGCCAGGCGGACGGACAUGCGCGGGAGGGCCCCGGGGGGCAGCCGCGGCCCUGCAGGGGAAUGAAAGCUACGGGUUGACUACAAAUUCCUAGGCUUCCCCAAGUUUGGAGACUCACGAAUAAGGCACAAUGUCAACUGCAGGUGUUGCUGCUCAAGAGAUUAGAGUCCCAUUAAAAACUGGAUUUCUGCAUGAAGGCCAAGCCCUCAGGAGUAUGAAGUCGUGCUGGGGCGGUCACAGUGAGUUUGAAAAUAACUUUCUAAGCAUAGAUCCCAUUACCAUGGCCUACAGUCUGAACUCCACGGCCCAGGAUCACCUAACAUCUAUUGGGCGUGCUUCAAAGUCCACUCGCACGAAUGGCAACCACUUUGGUGAACACCGGCCCUCUCUGAAGUCCAGCUUGCCCUCUCUUAUCAUUCCUCCAAAUGAAAACCUGGGACAACAUGAAGAGGAACAAGUUGUGUGUAGUCUCAAGAGACUGUCAGUAAAUGGGGUUUGUACUUCUACCCCUCCGCUGACCCCCAUAAAGAACUCAUCAUCCCUUUUCCCCUGUAUGGCUCCCUGUGAAAGGGGCUCCAGGCCCCUCCCCCCACUUCCCAUCUCAGAAGACCUCUCUUUGGAUGAGACUGACUGUGAAGUGGAAUUCCUAACUAGCUCAGACACAGACUUCCUGCUAGAGGACUAUACACUUUCUGACUUCAAGUACGAUAUUCCUGGCAGGCGAAGCUUCCGGGGAUGUGGACAGAUCAACUAUGCAUAUUUUGACACCCCGGCAGUUUCUGUAGCCGAUCUCAACCAGAUACCUGACCAAAAUGGAUGUGGGCAAAAUUCCAACCCUCCCCCACCUCAGAGCCACCGGAGAUUGCGAAGAUCUCAUUCAGGACCAGCAGGGUCCUUUAACAAGCCAGCCAUCAGGAUAUCUAACUACACACACCGUGCUUCUCCCAACUCUGAUGAAGACAAACCUGAGGUCCCCCCAAGGGUCCCCAUACCUCCCAGGCCAGUGAAGCCAGAUUAUAGGCGGUGGUCAGCAGAAGUUACUUCUAGCACCUACAGUGAUGAAGACAGGCCUCCCAAAGUGCCACCCAGAGAACCUUUGUCACGGAGUAACUCCCGCACACCCAGUCCAAAAAGUCUUCCAUCUUACCUCAAUGGGGUCAUGCCCCCAACACAGAGUUUUGCUCCGGACCCCAAGUACGUCAGCAGCAAAGCUCUGCAGAGACAGAAUAGUGAAGGAUCUGCUGGUAAGGGUCCUUGCAUUCUGCCCAUUAUUGAAAAUGGGAAGAAGGCUAGUUCAACACAUUAUUACCUACUACCUGAGAGACCAGCAUACCUGGACAAAUAUCAAAAAUAUUUUCGGGAAGCAGAGGAAACAAACACAACCAUCCCAAUCCAGCCACUAUCUACUGACUGCAGUCUAGUUUCAGUCACCGAAAAGCUAGAUUCAAAGACAAAAAUGGAUCUUUGUGGGCCUAUGAAACGUAAACAUUUAUCCUAUGUGGUUUCUCCUUAGAUUUCGGAGGUUAUGAUUCAGCAGAAGCUAUGUGAAAAUAAAUGGCUUCCAAGCCAUUUCUCUAGUUUGGUUGAAGUUCACAGCAAAUAUUGCCUCCAAUUGCAGAAUAAGAGUUGAACUCUCUAAAAGAGAAGUGUAGAGUAGUUGUGAGUUGUUGUUAUGCUGAGGAGCCCUGGUUUGUUAAAACUGGAGAAGAGUCUGUUCAAGUCUAUAAUUUAAAGACAUGAUAGCUGGAUGGGAAACUUUUAUGUAUACAUACAUUAUAUACCUAUAUAUAAACUUGUGGUAUAACCAUAAACCAUAGUUGCAGGUUAACCAAUUAGUUACUAUCUUAGAGUAAUAUAUUAUUCAGAAUUAUAAAAACUCAAGCUGAAGAAUGACUCCUGAUAGACUGAAAAUUGAGCGAAUGGAAGAAAAAAAAAUACAGUAUUGUUUAGAUCAGAAUCAUUAAAAUAUUAUUUCUACUUAGUAGGUUUGAAGAUUUCUCGCUUUUAGGCCUCUUAUAUUUUGUUUCACUUAUUUGUGCAGGCAGUCUUUUCCACUGAAGGCAGGAUGUCUUUUCCUAACAUGAUUCUACCUACUGAGAUUAAAAAUCAUCCCCAUACAUAAGUAACUUCCCAGUUUGGGUUUCUGUUUUGUUGAGGUGAGUGAUUACAGUUCAUUUGUCUCACAGAUUGGUUACUGAAAAUAUAUGUAGAACUAGCAAAGAAUUUACAGUUCCAAUUUUAAGGCACUCAUUGAAGCAGCUAUGGUAGCUGUGCCUUACAGAAACAGUGGGAUGCACAUGGAAAAGUAAGCAAAACUAUUCGCCAGUGGUUAGGAUGUCAGUUUUAAGCAAUAAUGGGACAAUUAGCUAGUUAAUUGAGAGUUACUGUGUGGGGAUGUAUGGUGUGUUUGUUUGUUUGUUUUAUUUUUUGGUGUUUUUUUUUUAGGCUGUAUUAAUAAACACAUACAACACAAGCUGGCCUUGUGUUGCUGGUUCCUAUUCAGUAUUUCCUGGGGAUUGUUUGCUUUUUAAGUAAAACACUUCUGACCAAUAGCACAGUAUGUCUUAAUACCAGAGGUCACAUCAGCAUCUUUCUGCUUUUAAAAUUCUCCCAGCUGGCUGCUUUAAUUCAAUUCAGUGAGACACAGAACUUGUGUUCCUUUUUCCACAUGCUUCAAUGUAUUUAUCUUGUAUAGAUAAGCACAAGAGAGAAGGUGCUCACUAACAGAGGUACAUUGCUAUAAUGUUCUCUUAACAGUUAAACAAGCUGUUUACAGUUUAAACUGCUGAAUGAUAUUAUUUGAGCUAUUUAAAGCUUAUAUUUUAGUAUGAACUAAAUGAAGGUUAAAACAUACUUUAGAAAAAUGCACUGAUUUCUGCAUUAUGUGUACAGUAUUGGACAAGGAUUUUGUUCAUUUUUGUUGCAUUAUUUUGAAUAUUGUCUUUUCAUUUUAAUAAAGUUAUCAUACUUAUUUAUGA
Erinaceus europaeus (western European hedgehog) is the source of this 3081-nucleotide messenger RNA. It is a transcript of the gene ERRFI1, whose product is annotated as ERBB receptor feedback inhibitor 1. The transcript has 4 exons. The record is from RefSeq and is a predicted model, not a curated record. Gene Ontology annotation, cellular component: extrinsic component of cytoplasmic side of plasma membrane. The coding region runs from base 234 to 1616 and encodes 460 amino acids. Gene Ontology annotation, biological process: negative regulation of epidermal growth factor receptor signaling pathway; regulation of keratinocyte differentiation. NCBI's taxonomy places the organism in Eukaryota, Metazoa, Chordata, Mammalia, Eulipotyphla, Erinaceidae.